Echinococcus granulosus is the source of this 375-nucleotide messenger RNA. RefSeq names its product Trafficking protein particle complex subunit 2. Gene Ontology annotation, cellular component: cytoplasm; nucleus; TRAPP complex. NCBI's taxonomy places the organism in Eukaryota, Metazoa, Platyhelminthes, Cestoda, Cyclophyllidea, Taeniidae. The transcript has 5 exons. Gene Ontology annotation, biological process: endoplasmic reticulum to Golgi vesicle-mediated transport. Bases 1 to 375 code for a protein of 124 amino acids. The record is from RefSeq and is a predicted model, not a curated record.
AUGUUUGCGGCCAACGUAGUGGGGCCCAAUGAUACCCCCCUCUUCGAACUAACCCACGGUUUGUCAUCUAAAGCAUCGGAUCAGAAGACGGAUUUUGCAUACCUGAACCAAUUUAUCGCGCACGCAGCUCUUGACAUGGUUGACGAGAACAUGUGGUCUUCGUCUUCAACCUAUCUAAAGAUUGUAGACAAGUUUAAUGAGUGGCUUGUCUCCGCUUUCGAGAACCACGAGGACAGGAUACGGCAGUUUUUCCAAGACGUAUACGAAGUCUAUGUUCGGCUAUCCCUCAAUCCGUUCUUCGAGUACAACAGCCAAAUCACGUCGGAAGCCUUUUCUAGAAAAGUUCAACAGCUCGCAAGAAAACACUUUGGAUAA